UCCCGAUCAUAUGUUUUGAGAUUGUCGAGAUGCACGUGUCCGACCGUGUGCUCCGACAAUUUGGGCUACAACAUAUCCUGGACCCUGUGGAGAUAAUAGAGAGAAAUCCCAGAAAAGGUGCACAUCGUCAGGAUUGGGAACAUAUUUGCGAUGCUUACAUCGGGAGGUGGGAUUACAAGGAAGAACAUCUGCAGAUGGAGAGGGCCGACACACCUGACCUAGGUGUGUAUUUGCGAUGGUAUUGGGGGAUUACUCGCCGGUGGAUAUUUCAGGAGAACAAAGCCCCUAAGGAGUACAUACCAAGAGGCCUAGUUGAGAGAGAGUUGGUACAAGAGCUCGAAGAACUUUCUACUAUGGCGCAUGAUGCAAUCCGAACGACUACCGAGCCAGGGCCGAGGAACACGUUCAUUCGCAUGAUCAAAAAGAUUCGAUCCGCUCUGCAGAGGACGCGUAAUGCAAGACGUGAUGGACGUGAGGAGCGACCAAUUGAGUAUAGUCGUCGACGGUUCCGAGGACACACGGGGACAGGCUCAAGCGGUGCAUAUGAUGAAGCUGGCGGCUCACAGUAGGCCCAAGCUGGAUGUUCACAGUCGGUUCGAGUCGAUGAGGAUGUCAUGCACUCCCAACUUCACACACAACCGGACGAGAAACUCAUCCGAGCUCACGUCGAAGGUGAACGUGUCAGGGGGAAGGGGAGAGGGAGAGGGAGAGGAAAGGGAGUUGUAUCCGAUUGAAACUGAAUAUUAUGUAUCUGAUUGAGUAUUGAUAGGAUGUUUGCGUUUGAAACUAAAUAUUAUGUAUUCGAUUGAGUAUUAAUUAUUAGUAUGUGAAUUACAUGGUAUGUAUCCGAUUGAUUAUGGAUUUUCAGUUAAGAUUAUUGAUUGGUAUGUGUAUUAUUGUGAUUAUGAUUGUGAUUGCAUUGUGCAUUGAUUGUGGAUUGAUAUGUAACAGCAGGAGUUUGAAUUUUCAGCUGACAGUGUGUGAGUGAGUGUGCCAAACGAUCGGGGUUGGUAACCCCGACCAUUUUGUGCACGCACACAAAAUGUUCGGGGUUCCCAAACCCGACUAUUUUGUCAUAGAAAAAUUCUCCUCUACUAAAUGGUCGGGGUUUCCAACCCCGACCGUUUUCACUUCCAACGAGCAACUAGGCCAGAGCUCUCUGCCAAAUGAUCGGGUUUGGGAACCCUGACGAAUUAGACAGGGUACUAAAUUAGUCGGGAUUGGCAACCCCGACUAAUUUA
Asparagus officinalis (garden asparagus) is the source of this 1241-nucleotide messenger RNA. RefSeq lists its product as uncharacterized. The record is from RefSeq and is a predicted model, not a curated record. The coding region runs from base 30 to 569 and encodes 179 amino acids. NCBI's taxonomy places the organism in Eukaryota, Viridiplantae, Streptophyta, Magnoliopsida, Asparagales, Asparagaceae. The transcript is spliced from 2 exons.